This is a messenger RNA of Penicillium diatomitis, 2721 nucleotides long. RefSeq names its product dipeptidyl aminopeptidase dapB (gene dapB). Gene Ontology annotation, molecular function: dipeptidyl-peptidase activity; serine-type peptidase activity. The coding region runs from base 1 to 2721 and encodes 906 amino acids. The record is from RefSeq and is a predicted model, not a curated record. Lineage: Eukaryota; Fungi; Ascomycota; Eurotiomycetes; Eurotiales; Aspergillaceae. Gene Ontology annotation, biological process: proteolysis. The transcript has 4 exons.
AUGGGGAAGCUUGAAGAUGGAGAGGCCUCGGAGACUGUGCCAUUGACACGGCCGCGAUCCGGCUCUGCGGCAUCUCAUACAUCCUCGGAUUCGGGGCUUUCGAUCGCCUCCGCGGCCUUUCUCGAUGCUCACAAGGGCGAGAUCACGGCUGCGACCGACGAUGGACAGGGACAACGCUAUCGAGAUAUUGAGGAUGGAACGGAAGCUGACAGUGACGAGCCUUUUCUUCCAUCGAAGAUGAAGAGUACCGUACCGGGGCGUCGUCGCUGGUUGUUGUUGGGUGUUCUCAUCUGCGUGGUGAUGGCCAGCGGCUGGGUCGUUGCGUUCGUGGCUUUCCUCGUACAAGGACGGAACCCUGCAGCGGCGGUCGCCUCACCUUCUCAGAUCGAAGUGCACGAGCCGGAUUCCGCGACGGGUGGUACCAACUAUGGGAAGCCAGUGACAUUGAAGCAGGUCCUCAUGGGACAGUGGCUGCCGCAAUCGCAUGCGAUUGCAUGGACGGCUGGUCCCCACGGCGAAGAUGGACUGCUGAUCGAGCAAGGCGAGACUAAAGAUGGUUACCUACGAAUCGAAGAUAUUCGUGACCGGAAGGCUGGUGCGGAUGGCUCGAACGCCAAGGUGCUGAUGAAAGACUCGCAGUUCCGUGUCGGCAAUCGGGUGGUGACCGCGUCUCGGAUCUGGGUAAGCCCGAAUCAUGCAAAGGUUCUCGUCAUGUCCGAUUAUGAGUCCAAUUGGCGACACUCAUACUAUGGCAAUUAUUGGAUCUUUGACGUUGCGACCCAGACUGCCGAAGCGUUGGAUCCAGACAAUCUCACCGGUCGCAUCCAGUUGGCUUGGUGGUCACCUGAAUCGGAUGCGGUGGUGUUUGUGUGGGAAAAUAAUGUCUACCUGCGCAAGCUAUCAUCAACCAAGGCGAUCCCGAUCACUACAGACGGUGGCAAAGAUGUCUUCAACGGUGUCCCGGAUUGGGUAUAUGAGGAAGAGGUCUUGUCAGGCAAUGGCGCUACCUGGUGGUCUUUGGACGGGAAGUUCAUCGCCAUGUUGCGUACGAACGAGACCGACGUUCCCGAAUAUCCCGUCCAGUACUUCCUACAUCGUCCCUCCGGCACAAAGCCUCCAGCUGGCCUGGAGAAUUACCCAGAGGUCCGACAGAUCAAGUACCCCAAGGCCGGUGCCCCCAACCCGAUCGUCAACCUUCGAUUCUACGAUGUGGUGAAGAGCGAGCUGUUCACCAUCGAGAUGCCAGAAGAUUUUGAAGAUAACGACCGCAUCAUCAUCGAGGUCGUCUGGGCACCUGGUGGGAAAGUUCUGAUCCGGGAGACCAAUCGUGAAAGCGACGUGGUGAAGAUCUUCUUGGUGGAUGCUCAAUCUCGGACUGCGAAACUGGUUCGGUCGACUGAUAUUGCGGCUCUCGAUGGUGGUUGGGUCGAGCCUUCACAAUCGACGUGGGUCAUUCCAGCCGAUCCUGAGAAUGGUCGACCGGAGCCUGGAUACAUCGACACUGUAUUCAAAGCCUGUGAUGCUCACCUCCGGCGCGUGGGAGGUGGUGAAAGCCCCUCCUCCUCGGUCGAUCUCAAGAAAGGACUGGUCUAUUUUGUCGCCGCAAAGGAAGGCCCGACGCAACGCCACGUAUAUCAAGUCAAACUCGACGGGUCAGACCUGCGUGCUCUCACUGAUACCUCUAAGCCCGGAUACUACGACGUCUCAUUCUCCGACGGUGCUGGAUACGCCCUUUUGAGCUACAAGGGCCCUGCCGUACCUUGGCAGGCUGUCGUCAGCACCGAAAGCGACAAGAUGAACAAAGAGAUCAUCAUCGAAGAAAACAAAGCGCUUGCUGAGAUGGUCGAGGAUUAUGCCCUCCCCGCAGAGGUGUACAGCACCGUCACGAUUGACGGGUUUGAACUGCAAGUGGUGGAACGCCGGCCUCCGCAUUUCAACCCGAAGAAGAAAUAUCCCGUCUUAUUCCACCUGUACGGCGGACCGGGCUCGCAAACGGUUGAUCGCAAGUUCACCGUCGAUUUCCAGGCCUACGUCGCCUCCAGCCUGGGAUACAUUGUGGUCACGGUAGAUGGUCGAGGAACUGGCUUUAUCGGCCGCAAGGCCAGGUGCAUCGUUCGCGACAAUCUCGGCCACUACGAAGCUCGCGACCAGAUCGAGACAGCGAAGAUUUGGUCAAAGAAACCUUACGUGGACGAGACGCGUCUGGCUAUCUGGGGAUGGAGUUUCGGGGGCUUCAUGACCUUGAAGGUCCUCGAACAAGAUGCUGGGGAGACCUUCCAGUACGGCAUGGCCGUGGCUCCCGUGACCGACUGGCGAUUCUACGAUUCCAUCUAUACCGAGCGUUACAUGCACACACCCGAGAACAACCCCCUUGGCUACAACAAUGCCACAAUCAGCGACGUUGCCGCACUAGGCAUGAAUACUCGAUUCUUGAUCAUGCACGGCGUGGCAGACGACAAUGUCCAUUACCAAAACACGCUCACCUUGCUCGAUAAAAUGAAUCUGCAGAAUAUCGACAACUGGGACAUGGCCAUGUUCCCGGAUUCCGACCACAGCAUUUACUUCCAUAAUGCGCAUACGGUCGUAUACGAACGUCUCUCGAGCUGGCUCAUCAACGCGUUCAAUGGUGAAUGGCACCGCAUUGCUAAUCCGAAACCAGUUGAACCAUCCUGGAAGCUAGCCAAGCGUGUGGUUACUCGGGCUCUUUCGUUCACUUCUUGA